Molecule: messenger RNA, 2474 nt
Organism: Tripterygium wilfordii
Lineage: Eukaryota; Viridiplantae; Streptophyta; Magnoliopsida; Celastrales; Celastraceae
Product: pentatricopeptide repeat-containing protein At1g08070, chloroplastic-like
Exons: 2
Coding region: 500-2125 (541 amino acids)
Biological process (GO): RNA modification
Molecular function (GO): RNA binding; protein binding
Source: RefSeq, a predicted model, not a curated record
GCGGUAUGUACUCCUCUUUAUGUUCUCCUUUUGUUCCAGGUCAAACUGCUGCAGAGUAUCUGAAACAAGAGUAUUGCUUUGUAAAAUUGUGUAUUGCUUACGGAGCGUCAUAGCAGUCCAUGAGAAUCAGCCCAUUGACUAUGAAUUGUUCUUCUAUGCCCAGGUAAGGCAAGCAUAGCCCCAUAGCCGAAGCCCAUCAUAAUUAUCCAAUGCAAUUUAUAGCUUUUCCCAACUCGUUUUGAACUCGUACGUGCUUAGUUAACCGGCUAUUACUCACACUGUCGAACUAUUUCUGCUUAAUAUAGUCAAGAUUCGUCAAAUCCUGGCUCAAAACACUCCUCACAUACUACUCGAAAAUAAAUUCAUAUCGCUUUUACAGUCAUCAUGUAAGACUUCCACUUACCUAUGCCAAGUCCAAGCUCGAAUCAUCACCCAUGGGUUUCAGCACAACGAUUUUAUCGCCCCAAAACUCAUUACUGCGUGUUCUUUGCUCAAGCAAAUGAACUAUGCCCGCAAACUGUUCGAUGCAAUUCCAGAUCAAAAUGUAUUUCUAUGGAACGCCAUGCUUAAAGGAUAUGCAGACAAUAAUUCGCAUAGAGAGGUUGUGUUUCUUUUUAGAGAGUUUAAGAGAAGUGAUAUGGUUCCAAAUUGCUUUACUUUCCCAAUUAUCUUGAAAUCGUGCAUGGGAAUUGACAAUGCCUUGAUAGUAGGUGAACAAAUGCAUUGUGAUGUUAUCAAGAGUGGGUUUCAAUCGAACCCAUUUGUGGGUACCACAUUAAUUGACAUGUAUGCGGCUGGGAAAGUGAUUGGGGCAGCUUAUAGUGUGUUCAGGGGUAUGGUUGAAAGAAAUGUGGUCGCUUGGACUGCAAUGAUAAACAGUUUCUUUUCAUGUGGUGAUGUCACUUCUGCCCGGAGCCUUUUUGACUUGGCGCCUGAGCGUGAUACUGUGUUGUGGAAUACUAUGAUUUCAGGUUAUAUUGGGGUGGGGGACAUAGCAGGUGCAAGAGAGCUUUUUGAUAAGAUGCCUAAUCGUGAUGUGAUGAUGUGGAAUACCAUGUUGAAUGGUUAUGCAAAUGUUGGAGAUGUCGAGACAUGUGAGAGACUGUUUGAAAAUUUUCCUCAAAGAAAUGUUUUUUCGUGGAAUGGGUUGAUUGGAGGGUAUGCUCGUAGUAAGCGGUAUUUUGAAGUAUUGAAUGCUUUUAAAAGGAUGUUAACUGCUGGUGAUGUGGUUCCUAAUGAUGCAACACUAGUGACCGUCUUAUCUGCAUGUGCAAGAUUAGGAGCUCUUGAUUUGGGAAAGUGGAUACAUGUUUAUGCAGACAAUAUUGGAUAUAGGGGUAAUCUGUUUGUUGGAAAUGCAUUAGUGGACAUGUAUGCAAAAUGUGGAGUUGUAGAACAUGCAGUUGACAUGUUCAAGAGCAUGAAUGAAAAGGAUUUAAUUAGCUGGAAUACUAUAAUUCGUGGCUUAGCGAUGCAUGGAUUUGGAAAUGAUGCCUUAGUUCUGUUUCAGGAGAUGAAAAAUAUCAGGGAAAAGCCAGAUGCAAUCACCUUCUUGGGCGUCUUGUGUGCUUGCACUCAUAUGGGCUGUGUUGAAGAUGGCUUUAUGUAUUUCCGAUCGAUGGUUGAUGAUUAUUUGAUUGCUCCUGAGAUUGAGCAUUAUGGUUGUAUGGUUGAUCUACUAUCCCGGGCUGGGCAUCUAGACCAGGCUUUUGACUUUGUGAGGAAGAUGCCCAUUGCACCUGAUGCUGUUAUAUGGGCUACCUUACUUGGGGCGUCUCGGGUUUACAAAAACGUUCAGUUGGCUGAACUGGCACUUGAACAACUUAGUAGAUUUGAACCAAAGAACCCUACAAACUAUGUUGUGCUUUCAAACUUGUAUGGAGAUCUGGGAAGAUGGAAUGAUGUAGCUCGAUUAAAACUUGCAAUGAGAGACACUGGCUUCAAAAAGUUACCAGGUGUUAGCUUAAUCGAGGUCGAUGACAAUGUAGUUGAGUUUUAUUCAUUUGAUGAAAGGCAUCGUGAUAGUGAGAUACUCUAUGGAGCCUUGAUAGGAUUGACAAGAUUGUUGAGAUCAUAUGGAUAUGUACCAGAGCUAGUGGAGCUGGGGCACGGGCAGGGAUCCUGAAUAUAAAAGAGAUAUCAUCAUUCAUCAAUCAUAUGAGAAAGAGAAACAUAGCUGGAUUGUUCGCCCUCUCCAAAGUCAAGGAGUGUGUUUGGCUCUGCAAUUUUUUGCCUUUUUGUAAUAAAACUAGCAAAGAUCCUGCCGGUGACUUUGGAUUGCCUUCACUCCGUCCAAACCUCACUUAAUGAAAGUGGAGAACUUGGGCAUGUCUUUGGUUGAAAAACUCGAGAAUUUGACAACAUUUUUUUCCUUCUAGUGUUUAUUCGUAGAGAAUGAUGGAGACUAACAUGGUUAAAAGUUAACUAACAUUGAGAACUGCACUCUUCUUAGUUUGAUUUCGCCUUUUGUCUUA